AAAUCUCCCUCUUUUCAGCGUUUACGAUGAGAAGCACUCGGGCAAUUGGAUGUCCUGUGAUCGAUGUAGCCUCUUCUCUUAUCGUUAGGACUGCUCUUAACAGAUUAACUGCCCCCCUCCCAAACAUGCAGUCUUUUUCUCCUCCUUUCUCACUGCUCCUCCUUCUGGCUGUCACACACCCACAGUCUUUUUCAGAAGAUACAACAGGAGACUUGUCUCUCUGAUUUUCUUUUUCUUAAAUCUAUUUUUUUAAUGUCCACCUUUUCUGACACUCAUCUUGCGAAUCUAUUUUUUUAAUGUCCACCUUUUCUCACACUCAUCUUGCGGCGUUUAGGUGGAUUUGGUCUGGAUUUGUUUGAACUGAUUUGAUCUCCUGGCAGAUGGACAGAAAUGAAGAAGACUAAACUUAAGUUGAAGUUCUGGUAGUAAGAUAGUAGAUGAAGAUGGAUCUGGUGAUGAUCGCUUUUCUUCUGCUCUUUUGUGUUCAUCCGUCUGCAGCAGCAAGCCUCAUCACAGCAGACAUAUUUGAAGCGAGGGGCCAACGAGUGUGCAAGGCCGGGAGAGGGAGACCGUGUUACAAGCUGGCCUAUUUCACAGAGUUGCGCUGGAAGCUGAACUUUGAGGAGGCGGAGAGCGCUUGCAGGCGAGAUGGAGGCCAGCUGCUGAGCAUCGAGUCUGCGUCUGAGCAGAAGGUCAUAGAGCAGCUCAUCAGAGAUCUCCGUCCCACCGAUGGAGACUUCUGGAUAGGGCUCCGGCGUGGAGCGGGACACGAGGACAGCAGCAUUAACUGCUCGUCUCAGUACUACUGGCUGGACGGGAGCAUAUCCACAUUCAGGAACUGGCACAUUGAUGAGCCGUCGUGCGGCUAUGAGGUGUGUGUGGUGAUGUACCACCAGCCGUCGGCUCCCGCCGGUCACGGCGGCCUCUACAUGUUCCAGUGGAAUGACGACAACUGUGAAACCAAAAACAAUUUCAUCUGCAAGUACACAGCAGAGAAGUCACUGGAACCCACUCUGUCUCCCAACUCCAGUAGGAAAGAUGUCUUCCUUCCAUCCGCACUUCCAUGGGAUCCAAGAGACGGCAACCGGGAAAGAAGAACAGCUGUUAAUUUAGUUUAUGUCAUCAUUCCCACAAUCCCACUCAUCCUGCUGCUGCUGACAGUGAUGGGAGUUUGCUGCUUCAAAGUGCUCCUCAGACGAAGGAGGAACGAGCAGAAAUCGGAAGUAUGCCAAACAGACCCCAGUCCGACUCCCACAGACGUCUACAACGUCAUCCGCUCCCAGAAGGAUGAUGACCUGGUUUCUGCUCGCCCACAGACAAAGAACAAAUCCUUUUUGUGCUCCUCACCGGACACGCCGACAGGCGACUACGACAACCUGGGCGGUCGGGACACAGAGAGCGGCUUUGUGACUCUUGCGAGCACAGAGAGCGACUUGCUGAACUUUGACCUGAACGACCUCAGCCUGGGGCGUCGGGGCGCCCGAGACUUCUACGACAGCAGCUUGGGCCGCUCGGCAAAGAGGGAGCUGAACGACGGCAGUCUGGGUCGCACCAGGAACAGGGAGUUUUACGACAGAAGCUUGGGCCGCCGCACCACUAAGAGCGAGCUUUACAGCGGCUGUGUGUACGGGGACCACGGCCUGUACGACAGCAGCAUCAGGGCCGGCAGUGACCUUUAUGAUGCCAGACUGAAGGCUGGAGGUCAGUCAGGAAAGGUUGAUCUCUACCAGACAUAUGUUACCAGCAGCAGGCACGAGGCGUUCCAAACCAGCCUGGGAGGCUACGCCAACCGAAAGUCCUUCCACACAAACCUGGACAGCUACAGAAACGGCCUGAAUCUCGACAGCGGAGAGAGGUACUUCAAUGAGCAGGAAUGGCUAAACAGAGAGAGAUACUGAUCCCUUGCUCUGCUCACACCACUGUCUGAGCGACUGAACUGAGAUGAGAGAACGGAUCACGACUGUGCAUGUGCCUGUUCAUAUUUCUUUGAUGUCUAAAGUUGAAACAUUGUCAAAAUACAAAUGGUUUCGGGGCUAGCUCUUAUUUUGUUGGUUGUUUGGACAUUGAAUCAGCCGUGGUCAUUUAAAUCAAACACAUUUAGGUAGUUAAAGCUGCCUACACGCUGUUUAUGUUGCCGUGUAUGUUGGCGUAUCGGGUCGACGCAUUUUCAGGAAGUGAAAAGUUACCUGCAUUAUGUGGGACAUUAAGUCUCGUCACAUGCUUCACUUCUGAUGAGCUCCAGUUUUGUAUAGUGAGUUUGUAUUGUGAUAAAGAUGCGGAAUUCAGUUUAAACCUGUCAGUACAAAAUAUGAUACUUUUGCUGUGAGAUAAACCACUUGUCUAUACUUACAGUGCUGUGAAAAACAAUUUGCCCCUUACAGAUGUAGACAAAGUGAACCUUAGUAAUUACAAAAUGCAGUAUUUAUUCAAAGAAAGAAGCUAUCCAAACCAACCUGGCCCUAUGUAAAAAUGUUAUAAUGCAGUCUAGUAAACUCAUGAAUAAACUGUGAUUUGCCACAUGUUUUGGGGAGGCAAAUUAAAAUUCCCCGUAGCCUAAUUAACGGCAAACCCCUAGAAUCAAAAAGUCACUCCACUAGAACCUAUUUGACGUCAUGAGGUAGGCCAAAAUAUCAUCUUUGAGUUUAGAAUGGGUCUCUCAGCAUCCCAGUGAAAACCAUUAUCCACAACUUGAGAAACUGUGAAACAGCGGUGAACCUUCGCAGGAGAGGCCAGUCUACCAAAAUGACUUCAAGAUCGCACCAACGUUUCCUCUAAGAGGUCAGAAAAGAAGCUGGGACAACAUUUAAUGGGAACAUCCUGGGCUGACGAACACAUCCUGAUGAUCCCCAAAUUUGUGGGGCUUUUUUUUUUUUUUUUUAAAGAUGAGCGUCUGGUUGCAUCUGCCAUAAAAGUAACAGUACUUUAAAAAAAAAUAACAUUUUGAUGGUGGUUGUGUGAUAUUCUACUUGCCCUCAAUGAACAAACGAUAAACUCACUGAAGAAGAGUGUCCAGUGAUCAGUUUUGAGACCUCAAACUCAAGUGCACUUAGGUUGGAUAAUGAUCCAAAACACACUGGAUCACACUGGAAAUGUUAAAAUAAGUUUUAUGAGCGGUCUAGUCAAAGUCAAAGUCUAGACUUAAAUCUGCCCUCUGUGCUCAAAACCCCUCCAGUGCUGCUGCAUUAACACAAUUUUGCAAUGAAACUUGGGCAAAAAUUCCUCUAUGUCACCAUUUAAAAAGUGCAUCUUAUUUACUCAGUUAAAAAUUAGAAGAUAUUUAAAAGAGGGAAAAUACAUUUUCACAGCACUAUAAGAAUUAACUGGCCAUCUAAGGAUGAAAGCUCAAUGCUUAAUUAACGCUUGAAUCCUCAGAUUUUCAGCUAAAAUAAUUAGACAGAAGUUUGAGCUGUCAUCACUUAUAGCUGCUUCAAGCAAUCAGCAACCAGAAGUGAGUGUAUCUUCAUUAGUAUAGACAGUGCGUCUGCAUAACGCAGAGUGAGGGUCACUUGAGUAUUUGCAUAAAUUCUGUAAAAACAGCAGCGCAGCCUAGGUUAGCUGGAGAUCACAGUGGCAUGAGAUGCGUAGAACAGCAAUGUUGAGAGCUACUUUACCUUAAGCUGUGUGUUACAAAGCCAUCGAUAUGCAAACCUGAUAAACCAUGACAAAUUUACUUACCUAAAGUGAUAUUUCUUUUUCAAACACCACUGCCUUCAGCUUUGAACAACAGCAGUGAAUCAAAUGCACUUAAGAGUUUGCAUAACCGGCUGCUGAUAGUCCGUGGAUGACUAAGUUCAUGGUUCUCCUUCCUUGCAUCGCAGGUGAAGAGAGAAAAAACCAUAAGCAACUCAAACAAAAAACAUUUGCAUGCAGCUGUCUGUUUACAGGUACAAUAACAAUUGUGACGGGUCCAAGUGGCACAACAGGGAAUUGUGUAAAAUAUCUCUGUUCACCUCAUUUGUUUCACUUGAUCAGGGGUAAAGAGAAUAUAAAAGAAAAUAUAUUGUAACACUGUAAUCAGCCUCUCCUCUCACUGCUCUCUGGUGCUGCUGCACAACCUGAUCUCACUAACUUGGAUAUAUAUCAGCUCCUACAGGUACAGGGUUUCUGAGAGAAAACAAUGCAUGGAGAAAAAAAAAAAAGUAAAACAAACUUUUAGAUUAGCUGCAUUAGUCUCAAUUCCCUUUUCAAAGUGUCUCCUUUUAGUUUCACAACCUGAUGCAAUGCUAGAGAUACUGUAUAUGGAGACAUCUUAACCAUAUCUCCAAAGCUCUCGAUUUGACACACCAAUGGACAUAUCUCACUGAUUAACAUCACAAAAAUGACAAAUAAAUACUGAGAAAACAUUGGUAGGCAGCUGCUGCUAUUUUAACGAGAAGAACUUGAUUUGAUCAAGUAGAAUAUCAGUUAAAGAAAUUUUUAUAUUUCAGCCUGUUUGCAUGAACUGGUCAUGCAGGCUGUCACAUGUAAACAUUGAUGUCAUGGAUCAUUGUGCCUGAACAAUCUUUCUUAUGAAAAUCAAAAUGCAACUCAGAACAAAUUUU
Messenger RNA from Fundulus heteroclitus (mummichog), 4541 nucleotides. RefSeq names its product layilin a (gene layna). NCBI's taxonomy places the organism in Eukaryota, Metazoa, Chordata, Actinopteri, Cyprinodontiformes, Fundulidae. The record is from RefSeq and is a predicted model, not a curated record. Gene Ontology annotation, molecular function: hyaluronic acid binding.